This is a messenger RNA of Tribolium madens (black flour beetle), 1431 nucleotides long. RefSeq names its product pyridine nucleotide-disulfide oxidoreductase domain-containing protein 1 (gene Pyroxd1). Gene Ontology annotation, molecular function: flavin adenine dinucleotide binding; oxidoreductase activity. The transcript has a single exon. NCBI's taxonomy places the organism in Eukaryota, Metazoa, Arthropoda, Insecta, Coleoptera, Tenebrionidae. The coding region runs from base 1 to 1386 and encodes 461 amino acids. The record is from RefSeq and is a predicted model, not a curated record.
AUGGAGGCUACUUUUGUUGUAGUGGGAGGAGGGAUUGCUGGCGUUAGUUGUGCAGAAACUUUAGCGUUUUUGGAACCUGAGAAAACAAUCAUUUUAAUUAGUGAAUCAUCUCUUAUUAAAACUGUUACAAAUUUGCACGCAAUUACGCGAACUUUGACCGAUUUUGAUAUUUCUGAAACCGAUUCAAGUUAUUUAACAAAUAAAUAUUUAAAUGUGACUGUUGUCCAUGAUAAACUAACUGAAAUCAAUGACACUGAACACUUCGUAAUCACGUCUUCUAGCAAAAUUAAAUACGGGUUUUUAUGCUUGUGUAUGGGGGCUGAGCCAAAACUAAUCCCGCAAGCUUCCUCAUUUCCUCAAAUCAUUGGGAUUAGAGACACCGAUUCCGUUGAAAAUUUCGUCGAGAGACUGAAAACAGCGAAAAAAGUUGUUGUAGUCGGAAACGGGGGCAUAGCAUCAGAGGUAGUUUUCAAAAUUAGGAAUGUGGACGUGCAUUGGGUGGUCCGCGAUAAACACAUUUCUGCCACUUUCGUCGACCCUGGCGCUGCUGAAUUUUUCCAACCCGCUUUAACCCAAGGAAAAUCACCCCAGGAACCAGUGUAUAGAAGAAUGAGAUACAGCGAGGACAACUUCACCAGGUCUGGGGCCGCUUUGGGGCCCGAUUGGUACAAAAACCUGUCCAUAACCGGGGGCAAAGCCCCCGCAAACACCGACAUGAAGAUUCACUAUGAAGCAGAGGUCACAAGUGUGGAAGUUUUGGAAAACUCCGAUUUCCCAAUUCAAGUCACUUUAACCAACAGUUUGAGAAUCCCUUGCGACCUUGUCGUUUCCGCAACCGGGGUGCUCCCACGUCGAAACUUUACGACUUCACACGAAUUUGCAAGGUCUGAAGAUGGGGGUCUCCAAGUCAACGAAUUCAUGCAGACUUCCCUCAAAGACGUCUACGCCGCGGGGGACAUUUGCACCGCCAGUUGGCCCCCAGCUAAACACUGGUUCCAGAUGAAGCUGUGGACGCAAGCGAGACAAAUGGGCUGCUACGCGGCCAAAUGCAUGUCAGCCCAUUCCAAAAACGAGGCUUUAUUGCAAGACUUUUGCUUUGAGAUGUUUGCACAUUCGACGAAACUUUUCGGGUAUAAAGUAAUCUUAUUGGGGCUUUAUAACGGCCAGAAGUUGGGGCGGAAUUAUGAAAUUUUGCUACGAAUGACCAAGGAGAAGGAAUACAUUAAGUUCGUUCUCGAAGACAAUAAAUUGCAAGGGGCUGUUCUUAUCGGCGAUACCGAUUUGGAGGAAAUGUGCGAGAAUUUAAUUUUGAAUCAGUUGGAUUUGGGGCCCUAUGGGGACGACAUUUUGAACCCAAACAUUGAUAUUGAGGACUAUUUUGAUUGAUUGUGUUGCAAAUUUUGUAGUUGUUAAUAAAUUUUUGAGUCAUGA